UAAUCUACAUCUACAUGUGAUUUUAAUUUGCAAUGGGGCAAACUUCAGUUCUGGCCGAUGAUGAUUGCAAGUGUGUUUCUUGUUCUUCCACACUGGACAAUGUUAGGACAUUGGUUUUGUUUGGCCGUACUGGCAACGGCAAGAGUGCAACCGGUAAUAGUAUUCUUGGAAGAAAUGUCUUCAAGUCAAGGGCUAGCUCUUCCGGCGUCACCACCUCGUGCGAGAUGGAGGCAACUGUGCUGCAUUAUAGACAGAUUGUUAAUGUUAUUGAUAGUCCAGGAUUAUUUGAUUUUACUGUCGGAUCUGAGUUAAUCGGCAAAGAAAUAGUCAAGUGCAUUGGUUUGGCCAAAGACGGGAUCCAUGCCAUCCUCGUAGUGUUCUCCGUUAGAACACGCUUUAGUGCAGAAGAAGAAAGUGCUUUGCGUAGCUUGCAAAAACUAUUCGGCAGCAAAAUUGUUGACUACAUGAUUGUGAUCUUUACCGGAGGAGAUGAGUUGGAGGAAAAUGACGAGACACUGGACGAUUAUUUAGGCCGUGAAUGUCCAGAGCCUUUAAAAGCAAUUCUUUCUUUGUGUGGGAAUCGAUACGUGCUUUUUGACAACAAAACCAAAGAUGAAAAGAAGCGUCACAAACAAGUUCAACAACUUCUCUUUAUCGUAGAUAUUUUAAUAUCAAAGAAUGGUGGACAACCUUAUACAGACAAGUUAUUUAAAGAAAUUAAGAAAAGAGAAAUGGAGCUACAAAAACAACAAAGAGAGGUUGAUUCCAUGCAAGGAUAUUCAAAAGAAGAUAUAUUAGAGUAUAAAAAGCAAAUGGAACAACAAGCUUACAAUGACCAGCUUUAUCAAAUUACUCAGAUGAUAGAGUCAAAGUUGAUGGAAGCAACUACAAAGCUAGAGGAACAAUUGGCAAAAGAGCAAGCUGCAAGACUAGCGGCCGAAGAGUACGCAAAGGCUGCUCAAAUGAAAUCAAACAAUGAAAUUAAGAAACUUAGAAGACAUCUUAUGCGAGCAAAGGAAGAACUUCAUCAACGAAGUCAAGAUUCAUCGUUUAAGAAACUAAGAAGACAUUUUGAUCAGGCACAUGUAGAACUUCGCAGGCGAACUCCAAAUCAUCACUGUACCAUUCUAUGAUACUAUUAAUUAGCUACUUCAAACUUGCAGAGUUUCGUUUAGUUUAGUUUUUCG
This is a messenger RNA of Trifolium pratense (red clover), 1187 nucleotides long. Its product is annotated as immune-associated nucleotide-binding protein 9-like. The record is from RefSeq and is a predicted model, not a curated record. NCBI's taxonomy places the organism in Eukaryota, Viridiplantae, Streptophyta, Magnoliopsida, Fabales, Fabaceae. Gene Ontology annotation, molecular function: GTP binding. The transcript has 5 exons. The coding region runs from base 33 to 1133 and encodes 366 amino acids.